Messenger RNA from Cadophora gregata, 2628 nucleotides. RefSeq lists its product as uncharacterized. Bases 1 to 2628 code for a protein of 875 amino acids. NCBI's taxonomy places the organism in Eukaryota, Fungi, Ascomycota, Leotiomycetes, Helotiales, Ploettnerulaceae. The transcript has 3 exons. The record is from RefSeq and is a predicted model, not a curated record.
AUGAGCAAUCAGUAUCAGGCAUCACCUUCUCCUCAUCCCUACCGGCCUUUGUCCAUGAAGCGCCGCCCAAAUCAGGCCAAUAAUGCUUAUCAGUCCGAACAGAACGUUGUCCAGUGGAAUGAUUCUGCUCCUGAUCUUGAAGGCAACUGGCCGUUGGGUAGUGUUAUUCGAGUUUCUACACCUCAGCCCAGAUUCCAGCAUGCGAGUAGCAGUAUUUGGCCUCCAAUGCAUCAAUCUGGCUUACGGCCUUCGGAUAAGAACUUUCAAUCUCUUCAUCCUUCUCCUCAACAUGAGAUCCGGCCAUUGAACGGUUUGGCUCCGCCUACACAAUACGGCCAGCCCUCGAAUAACGCUGCUCCAUUUUCUGCUGGUCAAGCUGGGCUGAAUACUUCCAAUGUAAAUGUUGGAUCUCCUCAUGCUCAAUAUGGGAUACAAUAUUCGAGGAGCGAUCUUGAAUCUUCUUUUGCUCAACCUGGCACUUGGCGCUCGAAUACAGAUCUUCGAUCUCGUCCUCCUCAGCCUGAACAUCGGCCCUUGGAUAACUUCGCUUCACAACAUACGCCAACAUUCCCUCGUCAGCUCUCGAAUAACGUUGCUCAACCCCCUCCACCUCAGCCUUGGUACUCUUUGAAUAGCAAUCUUCAUUCAUCUUCUCCUCGACAUGACACCCGGCCCUCGAAUAACCCUGCUCGACAUCGUAAUCCAUACCGCUAUGGUUCUCAGCACUCGAGUAGCGACGGUCCUUACACUCCCUCAUAUCAUGGUCCGACUUCGCCUCACGUAGCUCCACAUAAUAACGGCGCUUCUCAUGAGUCGCAGCACAUGCAAAGGUUCAGUCCAUAUCCUGCAUCUUCAUCCUACAUGCUAGCUCCUCCAAACAAUUUUGUUCCACAGUCUCCGUCUCGCCAUGGUCCUCGGUUUUCAAGAAGCUCUACUACAUAUCCUAGUUCUUCCCCCUCCAAUCCACAGCCUCCAAACGAUCAUACUCCACGAACUCCAUCUCGACCUGAUCCUCGUUAUUCGAACAGCGUUGCUACACAACAUUCUUCUUCCCCCUACAAUCGACAGCCUCCGAGCGACAUGGCUAUAAAAUCUCCUUCUCACCGCGCUGAUCAUCGGCAUUUGAGUAGUUCUGCUGCACAACAAGCUUCUUCUCGCUAUGAUAUCCAAGUCCUAAAUCGUCUUGGUACAAGUCUUGCCUCCUCUGGUCCACAGUCCUCCAACAGUCUUCUUGCUCCAAAUCAUACUUCUGCUCACAAUGUUGCCAACCCUUCAAGUGUCCUCGCUCCGCCUUCUGUCACGUAUGGUGCCCAACGUUCGCAUGGCCUCGCUCCGAACCAUCCUUUCUCUCACCACACUCCCCAACCUUCGAAUAUCCUCGCUUCGCCUCCGACAUUUCUUCGUUCUCAGCAUCCGGGCAUGUCGGCUACAAAAUAUCUCUCACGCUCCGGCCUGCAGUCUUCGAUUGAUCUUCAGGCACAACUAUUUCAGAACCCUGCCGAAGACCAGGCCAAGGACGAAGGCAAGCAAUAUGCGCAGAAAGGUGAUAGUGCCAUCAGAGGUUGGGGCAGCGCACAGGACGAAACGACAUUCCAGGUCAAGAAUAAGUACAAGCGAAGUAAGCAGAACAACGUCAAUAACUCAAAUAAGUAUGGUAAAGCACAAGAUGAAAUGGCAGACCAAGAGGAUGAGGUGGAUGAAGAAGAAGAAGAACAAGGGGAUGAGGAAAAGGAAGACGAGGAUGAGCAAGAAGUAGAGUACGAGGAGGAGGAUGAGGAAGAAGACGAUGAAUUUAGCCGCCCUAUUGAACCGCGGCCGAACUUUCGGUUUUCGCAUAACGUUGACCAAUUUCUCGAAAAGCAGAAAUGGGAUCAGCAGCAAGCUAUCCUGUCGAAGCAGGUGGAUCAAGUGAACCAAAGGGUGCAGAAACUGCAAAGGGAGUACCAAUCACAACAAAAAAAAGUGGUUCAACAACCGCUAGGUGACGCAGAGCAUGAGAACUAUCGAACACGAAAGAGAGAGAGAAAAUGGCGUGACCAAGAAGAAGAAUUCAUUGGCUUGAAAAAUUUCAAAGGACGUCAACGAGGUUGGGAUGGGAAACGUGAGUCCGAAAGACCGGGGUACGUUGAGGAAGAUGGCAUUGUGAAGAAGAGAAGAGGCCGACCUAGGAAGGAAACUACUCAGGACUCCUCUCCACUGGUGAAGCAUGGGUAUACUGAGAAUCAAAGCACUCCAGGGAAGAAACCAAAAGCAGCACCAGCCAAGAAGGCGGGUCGACACAAGGAGGCAGCUACGGAAGACUCCUCUCCAGUUCAGUUGCCUCUAGCAGUUACGAUUAAGCAGUACCAGGACGAUAUCGAUAACUUUCGGACAAGAACGGCUAUGGGUGUCAUUGCGAUAGAAGAAGCAGCUGCUGAAGCAGACCGACAACAGCGUGCGUACUCUGGGACAAUCAAGUGGGACUACGAUAUUAUUUCCAGUGGGGGCCUUCGAGAUGAUACUUUCAAGGAGGAUGAAGAAAAGAAGAAACCUCCAUCAUCGUUCCGGGGUACAAUGAAAGCAUCGGCCAGGAAACAAGGGUCUGUCCCGGCGAGGGAGGAUCAAACUGAGGCGGAGCAAGGAGACUGA